UCUCAUGAAAAACCAUAAACCCUAAACCCUAAAAAAUCAUCACACACGUACCUCACAAAGUUACAAACAAUUAAACAAACAAACGCUAGCUACAUCUUCUCUCUUUGUCUACAUAAUAUGAUGAUGGCGAGCCGAAGACACGCGGCGAACUCGAUGGCGGGCACAGUACGGCUGUUCACCACUGCAAGCGCUACCAAUAAGUCUCUGAUGGCUGCUGCCGGUCAUCUUCUUCCUCUGAAUUAUCUUCAUAGCGGUUGUGGUGGUGCCCUAGUCCGGAGUGCUAGCACCAGUGCUGCAACUGUCGACGUGGCUGCAGAGGGUCAUAACACUACGGCCCCUUCAACUGCUGGCCACGGCGGUGGUAAGGAUGAUGAGAAGGGGAUCACCAGCUACUGGGGUGUGGGACCCACCAAAGUCACCAAUCAAGAUGGAACCGAAUGGAAGUGGACUUGCUUUAGGCCAUGGGAGACGUACAAAGCGGACGUCUCGAUAGAUCUGAAGAAGCAUCACGUGCCAACGACUUUGUUGGACAGAAUGGCUUACUGGACCGUCAAAUCUCUCCGAUGGCCUACUGAUCUAUUCUUCCAGAGGCGGUAUGGGUGCCGAGCAAUGAUGCUAGAAACAGUGGCAGCAGUUCCCGGAAUGGUAGGAGGGAUGUUGCUGCACUGCAAGUCCCUACGGCGGUUCGAGCACAGCGGAGGGUGGAUCAAAGCUCUGCUGGAAGAAGCCGAGAACGAGCGAAUGCACCUCAUGACAUUCAUGGAAGUAGCCAACCCUAAGUGGUACGAGCGUGCCCUCGUCUUUGCGGUUCAAGGCGUCUUCUUCAACGCCUACUUCGUAGGGUAUAUGGCUUCCCCGAAAUUCGCUCAUCGAAUGGUUGGGUACCUUGAGGAGGAAGCAAUCCACUCGUACACUGAGUUCCUCAAGGAGCUGGAUAAAGGGAACAUAGAGAAUGUGCCAGCUCCGGCGAUUGCCAUUGAUUACUGGCAGCUGCCACCUGACUCGACUCUGAGAGACGUUGUCACGGUUGUUAGGGCGGAUGAGGCACACCACCGCGAUGUCAAUCACUUUGCAUCGGAUAUACACUACAAGGGACAGCAACUGAGGGAAUCACCAGCUCCAAUUGGUUAUCACUGAUGAAAUUGCACUGUUUUGCUUUAUUACAAUGAACAACUUCAGAAUCCCAAAUUUCACAUGAAAAUGUAGUAUCAAGAUGCACUUCUCCAAUCGACACUCUGUACCGCAAAGUUCAGACAUUUUUUAUUUACUAGUUUGGAAUUGGUAAAUGCAAAUGAGUUGGAUGAA
Messenger RNA from Pyrus x bretschneideri (Chinese white pear), 1305 nucleotides. Its product is annotated as ubiquinol oxidase 2, mitochondrial. Lineage: Eukaryota; Viridiplantae; Streptophyta; Magnoliopsida; Rosales; Rosaceae. Bases 118 to 1137 code for a protein of 339 amino acids. The transcript has 4 exons. The record is from RefSeq and is a predicted model, not a curated record. Gene Ontology annotation, cellular component: mitochondrion. Gene Ontology annotation, biological process: alternative respiration. Gene Ontology annotation, molecular function: alternative oxidase activity.